AUGGCUGUCAUCUUCCUUGCUUUUUCUUGGUUCUCUAUAUCUUGUAGAUCCUCCACCAAGGAUUCAAGUGGAAUCCUUGUAGUUUGCAUCUGCAAAGGAGCUUCCUCCAUUUUUGAACUACCUGGCUGUUUAAGUGGAGGACCACAGUUGUUGAAUCGGGAAGCACUUGUUAUAUCAAUGCCAGAACUUGCGGGUUGCAAUCGCGAAACGGUCCCAAAUCUCAAGUUUGCACGGUGGCCGCCGCCAGUUUUCUGUGACCUGAUUUCAACGUUGGCGCUCUCAGUUGCACUAAGGAAUAAUACAUUGAAAAUGGCAGCAGCUUCAGUUUCAAGCAUGCAAAUUGCAGCUGUUAAACCCUCUCUUUUCUCAACUGGAAGAAUUAUUAGAGCAGGUGUGGCAAAUGUUGUCAUCAAUCAUCAAGGGGCAUCAUGGUCUAAGCUUUCCAGUGCUUGUCAUAUAUCAUCUGGACAGCACUUCCGCCGUACCUUCACAUCAUCGUCCUCAAAAUUUAAUAAAGUUGUCACAAAGGCAAUGACUGAAGCUGGAGAAAACAAGCCUGCUCCUGGAUUGCCAAUCAAUUUGAAAGGGAAAAGAGCAUUUAUAGCAGGUGUUGCUGAUGAUAAUGGAUAUGGUUGGGCUAUUGCAAAAUCGCUCGCUGCGGCAGGAGCUGAAAUUCUUGUUGGUACAUGGGUGCCUGCUUUGAACAUUUUUGAAACAAGCCUGCGACGAGGAAAAUUUGAUGAAUCACGCGUGUUGCCAGAUGGUUCUUUGAUGGAAAUCACCAAAGUUUAUCCCUUAGAUGCAGUUUUUGACAAUCUUGAAGACGUUCCAGAAGAUAUAAAAACAAAUAAGCGCUAUGCUGGAUCCAGUAAUUGGACCGUUCAGGAAGUAGCAGAAUCUGUAAAACAGGAUUUUGGCAGCAUUGACAUUCUUGUACAUUCUCUGGCUAAUGGUCCAGAGGUAACAAAACCUCUGUUGGAGACUUCACGAAAGGGAUAUCUUGCAGCAAUAUCUGCAUCAAGUUAUUCUUAUGUUUCCUUACUAAAACAUUUCCUUCCAAUCAUGAAUCCAGGUGGUUCUUCAAUUUCUCUCACAUAUAUUGCUUCUGAGAGGAUCAUUCCAGGUUAUGGAGGUGGCAUGAGUUCAGCGAAAGCAGCGCUCGAGAGUGACACAAAGGUUCUUGCUUUUGAAGCAGGGAGAAAACAUAAAGUCAGGGUCAACACUAUAUCUGCUGGCCCGUUAAGGAGCCGUGCUGCUAAAGCAAUUGGAUUCAUUGAUAUGAUGAUUGAUUACUCUCUAGCCAAUGCACCUCUUCAGAAAGAAUUAUCUGCAGAGGAGGUUGGAAACACAGCUGCAUUCCUAGCAUCCCCACUGGCUUCUGCCAUUACCGGUGCUCUUAUAUAUGUCGACAAUGGACUGAAUGCUAUGGGAGUGGGAGUCGAUAGCCCCAUAUUCAAAGACCUUGACAUACCAAAGGACAAAUAA
Messenger RNA from Fraxinus pennsylvanica, 1485 nucleotides. NCBI's taxonomy places the organism in Eukaryota, Viridiplantae, Streptophyta, Magnoliopsida, Lamiales, Oleaceae. The record is from the annotation of a GenBank genome assembly.